Molecule: messenger RNA, 297 nt
Organism: Drosophila kikkawai
Lineage: Eukaryota; Metazoa; Arthropoda; Insecta; Diptera; Drosophilidae
Product: male accessory gland serine protease inhibitor-like
Molecular function (GO): serine-type endopeptidase inhibitor activity
Source: RefSeq, a predicted model, not a curated record
AUGAGAAGCACUUCGUUGAUCCUUUUAAGUGCUGUUGUGGCCUUGUACCUUUUAGGGGUAUUUACCACCGUAGAGAGCUGCAAGGGCAAGCCUGCAACUCCCCAGUGUGAAGGACCUUUAGAUGGAGGCAAUAAACGAAUAAGGAGGUGCAAAAAAAACUACAACAAGGCCAUGUGGCACUUCAAUGUGGUGACCAAUAACUGCACCCAAUUCAAAUAUAAAGGAUGCGCCGGCAAUAAUAAUCGCUGGUGCUCCAAGCUUAUAUGUGAAACUUGCCGAGUCCGAUUAUUUAAAUAA